UACCUCAACAAUCGUUAGUUAAAUAUAUAAUCGGUAGGGUAAGAACAUAAUCGGUUGGCUGCUUGUACAUAUGUAACUUGAAAAUAUUGUUAUUUUGAAAUAACCUAUAAUCGGUGGACUGGUAGUUUACUUUUCUCUCGAUUAUGAAGUUGUCCCAAAAUUGGAUUUUGAAAAAAUCUGGCCACCCCCAUUUUUCAGAUUUUGGACACUAUGAAACCCACCGACAAAAAAGUACAGGGACGCACCCAUUUCUUAGGUCAAAAUUUUCCCAGAUCCAGAAUUUUUAGAAUUUUGUUUUUCAUUUUUUAACAGUCUCCUCUUAUUCAGUUAUUUGUAUCUCUUUCGUUUUGAUUUUCAUUACAAAACCUCUCUCCGAUUUGAUGGGUAUUCACCACGGAUCCAGACCUCUCCCUGAAGCCAAGAAGAAGAAGGAAGAACAGAGUGAAUUGUUGCGGCCUGACAUUCCAUUGAAAUUGGUUGGUAGUUGCUGUUAGUUGAGUAAAUGGAAGAGUUACAGAUACAAAAGCUUUAGUGGGGGUUAGACUGAGGUUCUGGUGUCGAUACUUCUUCUUGCUGGGAUCAAUUUGUCGCCAACCUAGCAGUGAUUUUAAAAGGUGUUUACCAAGGGGAUCUGUUGCAGUGAUUUUAGUGGGUUCUGUUGGUUCGAUUUGGAGGAGAUUUAGCUUGUUCUUGAACUGAACUUCAACUGGAAACAAGUUGUUGAUGGGUUAGGACACAUUUCAGAAGUAUACCGAAAUGGAACUGUAAUGCUAAUUCAAGAGAAUGAAUCUGGGUGAGUUUGGAAGCUAUCAAAGGUUGAAGCUACAGCAUGAUGAGUAUAUCAUACAACAUGUUCGGGUAAAUGCCUGAACCAACAUCGUUUAAAAGUAUAGUGAAGAAGAAAUCGACAGAGAAUUUCAACGGGAUGUCGUACAUUUGCACAUUAUUAAGUACAUCAUUAUGGACAUAUUAUGGUUUACUUAAACAUGAUGGCAUGCUUACUAUCACUAUUAAUGUUGCUGGUGCUAUUCUUCAAGCCAUAUAUGUUAUUCUUUUCAUCAUCUAUGCACCUAAAAACUCUAAAGUUAAACAUUUGAAGUUAGCAGGGAUUUUAAACUUGGGGUUCUACACGACGGUAGUGCUAAUUACAUUUCUUGCUACCCAUGUAAGCGUCCGAAUUACGGUUAUUGGAUUCCUUUGUGCAGGAUUGACUUUAGUAAUGUAUGCUUCUCCACUAGUAUCCAUGAUUUCGGAGUUGUAGGAUACAGUGAGUUAAUAGUGACUGUGGUGUUCGAAGUUUCAUGGAUUUGCAACAUCUCAGCUCUAACUUCGCCGUCUAACCACCAACACCACAUGUCAAUUAUGAUAUUACCAUGUGUCAUUUGAAGGAAAAUGAUGAUUACUCAAAUCUUUUCUUUUCGUCAACAGGCUUUUCUUGAUGCGGUCUCCUGGAGUAUAGAGUUCAGUCGUAGUCCAAUCAUACUUGACUAGCCUUAACAACUUUGACCUGAGACAGUAUGAUUCAGUUUUGAAAAUGGUUUCACAACAUGUUAUGUAUCUACAAAAGUUGUUGCAUAACUUGAUAUGCAGUCCCGAAAAUGGUCGCAAUGCGGCUACUUUUUUCUUAAUAUUGAAACCA
This is a messenger RNA of Papaver somniferum (opium poppy), 1639 nucleotides long. Its product is annotated as bidirectional sugar transporter SWEET16-like. Gene Ontology annotation, biological process: carbohydrate transport. Bases 863 to 1261 code for a protein of 132 amino acids. The transcript is spliced from 4 exons. The record is from RefSeq and is a predicted model, not a curated record. Gene Ontology annotation, molecular function: sugar transmembrane transporter activity. Gene Ontology annotation, cellular component: membrane. NCBI's taxonomy places the organism in Eukaryota, Viridiplantae, Streptophyta, Magnoliopsida, Ranunculales, Papaveraceae.